AUGGCUACAUUCAUGUAUUAUCCGAAGUUUGCCGGUGCUCCACAACAAUCGCAGCCUAUGGCGGCAGCGAUUGGAACCGGCGUUAACAAUGGCUUACCUCCGUUGGUCCCGUAUGGUGCCUAUUACCCACACCAAGCUCAUGUUGCGGCAGCACCAGUAUAUGAUCAGCGGCAACAGGCAGCAUACUAUGGGCACUCGGCCUCAUACAUGGUGCCUUCCACUGUCUUACAAUACAUGGCUGUUCCGCCGGGACUCUCAGUUCCUUUACAGGCUCCGAGUAUGCCGGCAGCUGUCUCACGGGAGCAGGUUAAUGGUGGUGUUAGCGAAGUUUUAGACUAUGACUUAGAAAACAUGACUAGUUUUGUUGUCCAAAACGCAUAUUUGUUGUUUGGGAAUGAAGACUUAAAUUUAGAGGUUAUGGAAGUUUUCGUUAAAGGGGUCUCCUCGGUAUUAAAUGCCACAAGAUUACCUUCUACAACGAUAUACUAUGCUUUAGACUACUUGGCUAAGUAUUUGGGGAGAUUGACAUUUGGUGUUGAAUCGAUUGGGGGCGAUUCUAUAAACGUCAUUUACCAAAACUUGAUGAUUGCCUUUGUAUUGGCAAACAAGUUUAACGAUGACAAAACUUUCACUAACCGGUCUUGGUCCCAAGCUACUGGGAUGAAUGUUGAGAUAAUCAACGCAUAUGAGAGGGAAUGGCUUGCAGCACUUAAUUGGAGGUUGUUCGAAGAUGGUUUUGAAAACUAUGAAGCGUACAGAGAAGCUUUCAGCUCCUUCGACUUUGAGAAGAAACGUCAGCAACAAUCGUUACUUGUUAAUUCGCAACUAUCAGCUUCUAAUCUUCCUGUCCUUGCGCCACCUCUUCCUUACCCUGCAAGCAAUUAUUACGCACCACAUUCUCCUUUUCCUCAACAAGGUUAUCAAACGCCGGUCAUAGCGAAAGCUGUAAAAUAUUCAUCUCCAAUGUCUGCGAACGUAAAGGGUGAUUUGUUUAAUGGUUCUUGCUAUCCUGCCGCCUUCUCAUCUCCGAUCUCAAAUUCUAGUCCACUUCCAAAAUGCUUUAAGCAAAGUAGUUAUUAUGCUCAACCUCCUCCUGCUAACUCUAUUGUGUCAGUCCCUCAGGGCUCUUUUUGGAACACUCCGUUUGAUCGUCAAGCACAGUACCAAUCAGAAAAUAACCCGAAUCAUAGUUGCUAUUGUCACUCAGCUGUCUAUUAA
Molecule: messenger RNA, 1218 nt
Organism: Eremothecium sinecaudum
Lineage: Eukaryota; Fungi; Ascomycota; Saccharomycetes; Saccharomycetales; Saccharomycetaceae
Gene: CLG1
Product: Clg1p
Exons: 1
Coding region: 1-1218 (405 amino acids)
Biological process (GO): regulation of cyclin-dependent protein serine/threonine kinase activity
Cellular component (GO): cyclin-dependent protein kinase holoenzyme complex; nucleus
Molecular function (GO): protein kinase binding; cyclin-dependent protein serine/threonine kinase regulator activity
Source: RefSeq, a predicted model, not a curated record